CAACCAGACGCCCAGUCACAGGCGAGAGCCCUGGGAUGCACCGGCCAGAGGCCAUGCUGCUGCUGCUCACGCUUGCCCUCCUGGGGGGCCCCACCUGGGCAGGGAAGAUGUAUGGCCCUGGAGGAGGCAAGUAUUUCAGCACCACUGAAGACUACGACCAUGAAAUCACAGGGCUGCGGGUGUCUGUAGGUCUUCUCCUGGUGAAAAGUGUCCAGGUGAAACUUGGAGACUCCUGGGACGUGAAACUGGGAGCCUUAGGUGGGAAUACCCAGGAAGUCACCCUGCAGCCAGGCGAAUACAUCACAAAAGUCUUUGUCGCCUUCCAAGCUUUCCUCCGGGGUAUGGUCAUGUACACCAGCAAGGACCGCUAUUUCUAUUUUGGGAAGCUUGAUGGCCAGAUCUCCUCUGCCUACCCCAGCCAAGAGGGGCAGGUGCUGGUGGGCAUCUAUGGCCAGUAUCAACUCCUUGGCAUCAAGAGCAUUGGCUUUGAAUGGAAUUAUCCACUAGAGGAGCCGACCACUGAGCCACCAGUUAAUCUCACAUACUCAGCAAACUCACCCGUGGGUCGCUAGGGUGGGGUAUGGGGCCAUCCGAGCUGAGGCCAUCUGGGUGGUGGUGGCUGAUGGUACUGGAGUAACUGAGUCGGGACGCUGAAUCUGAAUCCACCAAUAAAUAAAGGUUCUGCAGAA
Messenger RNA from Homo sapiens (human), 689 nucleotides. It is a transcript of the gene ZG16B, whose product is annotated as zymogen granule protein 16B. The coding region runs from base 54 to 572 and encodes 172 amino acids. The transcript is spliced from 4 exons. Gene Ontology annotation, cellular component: cytoplasm; extracellular region; apicolateral plasma membrane. The record is from RefSeq and is marked validated. NCBI's taxonomy places the organism in Eukaryota, Metazoa, Chordata, Mammalia, Primates, Hominidae.